This is a messenger RNA of Magnolia sinica, 1149 nucleotides long. RefSeq lists its product as uncharacterized. Gene Ontology annotation, molecular function: beta-tubulin binding. Gene Ontology annotation, cellular component: cytosol; microtubule cytoskeleton. Gene Ontology annotation, biological process: tubulin complex assembly; post-chaperonin tubulin folding pathway. The transcript is spliced from 6 exons. Lineage: Eukaryota; Viridiplantae; Streptophyta; Magnoliopsida; Magnoliales; Magnoliaceae. The coding region runs from base 1 to 666 and encodes 221 amino acids. The record is from RefSeq and is a predicted model, not a curated record.
AUGGUCAAUCGUCUCAAGAUUGGGAGAGGAAGGGGGGAGGCAGUAAACACACUUGGAGGCCAUGGAGAUGCCUUUCACUUGGAUCCUGGAGUCGACGGGGAGGGCGUGAUGGAUGAGCUUCCAGGUUGCAAUAAGGUGUUAACGGUCAACAACCUUUGCAAGAGGAAGAUAAUCCUUCCAAAUUUACUAGUAACUGAAGAGGACAUCCUCUCUUUUGUGCAGCUCAACGGUACAUGCAAACGCAUCCUUAAAGAGCUUCAUUCUUAUGAGAAAGAGGUUGAGAAAGAAACUACAAAAACUGCAGACAUGAAGGAGAAAGGAGCUGAUCCUUACGAUCUUAAGCAACAGGAGAAUAUGUUGGCCGAGUCGAGAAUGAUGGUUCCCGACUGCCACACGCACCUGGAGGCUUCCCUUGCUGACCUGACAGGAUUAUUGGAAGAGUUGAAGGAGUCGAAUCAGCAAGGUCCUGAGAUUGAGGAAGCUCAAAGCAUUAUUGCAGAGGUUAAGGCAUUGUUUCAAAGCACUGAAGGCUAUUUAUUCGAUGUGUAUGAGCCAAAGCUCGGUGAUCCCGCCCGUUCAUACGCUGCAACCCACUCCAUAUUGGCAUUGCUUUGGGAUUCUCCUCUGUCGGCUGCUGAUUUUAAGUUAGCCACUGGUUGCAUGUGAUUGGGCGGUAUAGUCAACAGUCCACACUCUAUGGGAAGAAAAUCGAUUCAUUUCUUAUUUUUGGGGCAUGGCCCAUUCGUUUUGGCCCCUCCAGAUGAGCAGCCUUGAUAACAGAAGAUUCCGCCUGCUUGCUUCAUCAACCAUUGUUUGUUUCCUCACUCUGUAAUCUUUUGCUGAUAUCUUGGUAUGCAAUUUUAUGCUUUAUUAUUUAUUUAUUUAUUUUUAAUUAAUUCUAAAGGGUGCGUUUAGUUUCACUAAAUAUCAUGAAAUUGGUGCAACCAAACACACCCUUAAAUUAGGCGAGGCCUUACUAUAGGAAGAAGAAGGUUAGAGAUCCUCUGUGGGUCCCACAUUAAAACAGAUGAGUCUCUGUUUACUUAGUUAGAAGUGACUGGCUUUGAUUUCUCUGUUACACUACUAAGCUUCUUAUGAUGAUACAUUCCCUGACUUCUGAAAUUCCAAAUGAGUGACUACUUCUUUGAA